This is a messenger RNA of Mesoplodon densirostris (Blainville's beaked whale), 2568 nucleotides long. It is a transcript of the gene ST14, whose product is annotated as ST14 transmembrane serine protease matriptase. Gene Ontology annotation, biological process: proteolysis. The coding region runs from base 1 to 2568 and encodes 855 amino acids. NCBI's taxonomy places the organism in Eukaryota, Metazoa, Chordata, Mammalia, Artiodactyla, Ziphiidae. Gene Ontology annotation, molecular function: serine-type endopeptidase activity; protein binding. Gene Ontology annotation, cellular component: membrane. The record is from RefSeq and is a predicted model, not a curated record. The transcript is spliced from 19 exons.
AUGAAGAGCGAACGGGCGCGCAGGGGCACAAGCGGCUCCGGGGGCCUCGGCGCGGGACUCAAGUACACCUCGCGGCCAGAGAACAUGAAUGGCUUUGAGGAGGGCGUGGAGUUCCUGCCGGCCAACAACACCAGGACGGUGGAGAAGGGCGGCCCGCGGCGGUGGGUGGUGCUGGUAGCCGUGCUGGCUGGCCUCCUGCUGCUGUCCCUCAUGGCGGGGCUCCUGGUGUGGCACUUUCAGUACCGGAACGUGCGGGUCCAGAAGGUCUUCAAUGGCUACCUGAGGAUCACGAACGAGAACUUUCUGGAUGCCUACGAGAACUCCAGCUCCACUGAGUUUGUAAACCUGGCCAAGAAGGUGAAGGAAGCGCUGAAGCUCUUAUACAGCGGGAUCCCUGUCCUGGGCCCCUACUACAGGAAGUCAGCUGUGACCGCCUUCAGCGAGGGCAGCAUCAUCGCCUACUACUGGUCGGAGUUCAGCAUCCCCCAGCACCUGGUGCAGGAGGCCGAUCAGGCCAUGGCGCAGGAGCACGUGGUCACGCUGCCGCCCCGAGCCCGCUCCGUGAGCUCCUUCGUGCUGACCUCAGUGGUGGCCUUCCCCACUGACCCCAGAACAGUACAGAACACCCAGGACAACAGCUGCAGCUUUGCCCUGCACGCCCGUGGCAGCGAGCCGACCCGCUUCACCACGCCCGGCUUCCCCGACAGCCCUUACCCGUCUCAUGCCCGCUGCCAGUGGACCCUGCGGGGGGACGCUGACUCCACACUGAGCCUCACCUUCCGCAGCUUCGACGUCGCGACCUGUGACGAACGUGGCAGUGACCUGGUCACUGUGUAUGACACCCUGAGCCCCGUGGAACCCCGGGCCCUGGUGCAGCUGUGUGGCACAUACCCUCCCUCCUACAACCUGACCUUCCUCUCCUCCCAGAACGUCCUGCUCGUCACGCUGGUGACCAGCACCGAGCGCCGACACCCCGGCUUCGAGGCCACGGUCUUCCAGCUGCCUCGGAUGAGCAGCUGUGGAGGCUACUUGCAUGCAGCCCAGGGCACAUUUAGCAGCCCCUACUAUCCAGGCCACUACCCGCCCAACAUCAACUGCACCUGGAUCAUCGAGGUGCCCGACAACCAAAACGUGAAGGUGCACUUCAAAGCCUUCUUCUUGCUGGAGCCCAACGUCCCCCUGGGUUCCUGCUCCAAGGACUACGUGGAGAUCAACGGGGAGAGGUACUGUGGAGAGAGGCCCCAGUUUGUUGUGAGCAGCGGCAGCAGCAAGAUCACCGUCCACUUCCACUCGGACCAGUCCUACACGGACACCGGGUUCCUGGCCGAGUACCUGUCCUACGACGCCAGUGACCCGUGCCCGGGCAGGUUCAUGUGUAACACAGGGCGGUGUAUCCAGGAGGAGCUGCGCUGUGACGGCUGGGCUGACUGCACCGACCACAGCGACGAGCUCCACUGCCAAUGCAACGCCACCUACCAGUUCACGUGCACGGACAAGCUCUGCAAGCCCCUCUUCUGGGUCUGUGACUCCGUGAAGGACUGCGAGGACGGCAGUGACGAGCAGGGCUGCAGCUGCCCGCCCGAGACCUUCAGGUGUAACAACGGGAAGUGCCUCCCGCAGAGCCAGCGGUGUGACCGGAAGGACAACUGUGGGGACGGGUCCGAUGAGGCCACGUGCGACCAGGUGAGCACCGUCACCUGCACCAAACACACCUACCGCUGCCUCGACGGGCUCUGCGUGAGCAAGGGCAACCCCGAGUGUGACGGGAAGCAGGACUGUGUCGAUGGCUCGGAUGAGAAGGACUGUGACUGUGGGCUGAGGUCGUUCACCAGGCAGUCUCGGGUUGUCGGGGGUGAGAACGCGGACGAAGGGGAAUGGCCCUGGCAGGUGAGCCUCCACGCCCUGGGCCAGGGCCACGUGUGUGGUGCUUCCCUCAUCUCCCCCAGCUGGAUGGUGUCCGCCGCCCACUGCUUCGUCGACCAAAGAGGAUUCAGGUACUCUGACCACAGCAUGUGGACCGCCUUCCUGGGCCUGCACGACCAGAGCAAGCGCAGCGCCCCCGGGGUGCAGGAGCGCCGGCUGCAGCGCGUCAUCUCCCACCCCUUCUUCAACGACUUCACCUUUGACUACGACAUUGCGCUGCUGCAGCUGCAGCAGCCAGCCGAGUACAGCGCCACCGUGCGGCCCAUCUGCCUGCCGGAUGCCGCGCACGCCUUCCCCACCGGCAAGGCCAUGUGGGUCACCGGCUGGGGCCACACGCAGGAGGGAGGCACGGGGGCGCUGGUCCUGCAGAAGGGCGAGAUCCGCGUCAUCAACCAGACCACGUGCGAGCGCCUGCUGCCGCAGCAGAUCACCGCGCGCAUGCUGUGCGUGGGCUACCUCAGCGGCGGCGUGGACGCCUGCCAGGGCGAUUCCGGGGGCCCGCUGUCCAGCCCGGAGGCCGAUGGGCGGAUGUUCCAGGCCGGCGUGGUGAGCUGGGGCGACGGCUGUGCGCAGAGGGACAAGCCAGGCGUGUACACGAGGCUCUCCGUGUUUCGGGACUGGAUUAAACAGCAGACAGGGGUGUAG